GCGGAGCGGAUGGAGAAUGCCUUUGAUGCGAAAUGAAACAUGGAGUCACAUAAUGAUUCAAAACUUUAGAAGCGAACAAACAAUUAAGAUCCAAAUGUUAACGAUAAUCUUUUCCUCACCUUUAUUAAUUCCUUCUGAUACAACCAUUUAAGCGAAGUUUUCUGUAAGGACAGAAAGGAUUGAAUAGAGCCUAUGAUAUGGAAGAAAUAGAGUUAACAAAGCGAAGAUCGAACGCAAGUCGUGCCGCCACAAGUUUGAAAAAUGUCAACGUCAAAGAAAUAGAUAAUGACAAUAGCAGUCUCAAAAGUCAACCGUUUUAUACUGGCAGUAACUCAGUCGAUGAUGGCAAUAAUAAUGAUAAUGAGCUUGAGGAAAUAAACGAUUUGAAGCCAAAUAGAAACACUCUUAGAGAACGCCUAAAAUUCAAAACUCCAGCGGUUCCUUUGAUACGAAUGAUACUGAAGGGCUCUAUUGCGCUUUUGAUUUCAUUGCUGUUUGUUUAUGUGGAUAAUCCUCGAAAUAAAAUAGGUCGAGCGAGUACAAUGGUCGUGACAUCGACUAUCUUAUCUUUUCCAUUUCGACCUUUAGGCGUACAGUUCGAGGCAACCGUUACAGGUUGUUUAGGAGCCAUUGGCGGUGCAGCGUGGUCUUUUCUGGGCAUGUAUUUAGGAAACCUCGCUCGUGAUCCAAACAUUUCUUCACCUGUUCAGCCAAAAUCAAGUGCAGUGCUUUCGAUUAUAAUGUAUAUUGGUGUAUUUAUUGUCACAUAUGCUCGUGUUAAAUUUGCGCAAGCAUACUGGGCAACAGUAUAUUCGAGCAUGGUUAUAGCUUUCGCAUUGACACAAGCCUCUGUUACCCCGGGUUUUGCGCCUGUCGUCGUGGUAAGUUCAAAGUCGUAAGAAUACGCCUUUUGCGGAACUUGCUAAAAACCUUCUCAUAUCAAUACAGUGGACAUUUACCAUACCCAUACUUCUUGGAAAUGCGAUUGGGUUAGUUGUGGAUGUGCUUUUAUGGCCGGCAGAUAGUAUUACAAAAUACUUGGGAGUUCUGAACCGAUCAUUAAAAAGUUACACUGGCUUUUUAGAUGAAAAUGUCAACGCGUUUUUUACACCUCAGGAAACCGACAAACUGUACACUUUACC
Molecule: messenger RNA, 1142 nt
Organism: Mycotypha africana
Lineage: Eukaryota; Fungi; Mucoromycota; Mucoromycetes; Mucorales; Mycotyphaceae
Exons: 6
Coding region: 198-899 (233 amino acids)
Source: RefSeq, a predicted model, not a curated record